Messenger RNA from Kwoniella botswanensis, 894 nucleotides. RefSeq lists its product as uncharacterized. Bases 1 to 894 code for a protein of 297 amino acids. The transcript is spliced from 3 exons. Gene Ontology annotation, biological process: cytochrome c-heme linkage. Gene Ontology annotation, cellular component: mitochondrion. The record is from RefSeq and is a predicted model, not a curated record. Gene Ontology annotation, molecular function: holocytochrome-c synthase activity. Lineage: Eukaryota; Fungi; Basidiomycota; Tremellomycetes; Tremellales; Cryptococcaceae.
AUGAAGUGGAAUAUCGGAGCUUCUUCCUCAUCAUCAUCAUCCUCAUCCUCUGGCCCAGUCCUGACCGAUCCAUCUCUUCCCACCAACCAUCCUGCAAUCCCCACGUCCUCUAUCAAUCCACCAGCAGAAUGUCCAAUGCAUCGAUCGACUGCCCCUCCCCCUCCUCCUGCUUCCGGAGGAGGUUUAGCUAAAUGUCCGAUCGAUCACAAGAAUCUCGACCCAUCCAUGAACCCCUUAAACAACACCCCCGCGAAUCUUUCACUGAAUAGACAACCAGGCCAACAACUUGACUUACCUACCGAACGAACGCGAUCUACCAUCCCUCGACCAUCGGGUGAAAAUCCAGGUGGAGAAGCUUACGGUACGGGAUCGACGUGGGAUUACCCUUCACCUCAGCAAUUCUACAAUGCACUGGUAAGGAAGGGAUGGGAAACCCCAGAGGAUUCGGUGGAAGUCAUGGUGGAUAUACAUAAUUUCAUUAAUGAACAGGCUUGGUAUGAGGUCAUGAAGUGGGAGAAGAGAUUACCUGGGGGUGAAAACGCUCAAUUAGCAAGAUUCACAGGUAGACCAGGUGAAUUAUCACCCAAAGCAAGAAUGCAUCUAUGGUUAGGUAAAUUCUUCCCGAAUACUUUCAACACCGAACCACCAUUCGAUCGACACGAUUGGAUAGUCACUCGACCCCUUCCCACCUCCACGACCGUACCGAAGGAAGAAGCCUCUACUCGAUAUGUGAUAGAUUACUAUUCCGCUCCACCGGACGAAGAUGGAAAUCCCGUGUUCUCGCUUGAUGUGAGACCCGCAUUGGACUCAUUGGAAAGUGUUAGAGAGAGAAUUAAAGUUAGCUGGGAAGAGUGGAGAAAUAACAAUGCGAAUGGGGAUGGGAAUGGGCAGUAG